AGUCGGGGUCGUAGGCAUUCGAGAGUAACACGUGCGUCGCCUGCUGUAUUAUUGUUAUUGUCGUGUCGUUGUCGUCAGUGCACCCCGAAAGCUGUACAAGAAAUGUGCCGCGCUCGGUGAAUAUCAUUAGAGAACACUUCUGCAUAUUGUCCAAGCUUAGGGCUGCACCCACUGCACCAUGUCGCGACUCAUUGUGAAAAAUCUGCCCCCGAGUGUAAAUAUUGAAGAGUUCAAGAAACACUUUAGUGAGAGAGGAAAUAUCACAGAUGCAAAGCUCGUCCACAAGGAUGGUACAUUCAGAAGGUUUGGUUUCAUUGGGUAUGAAAAUGGAGAUGCAGCUACCGAUGCUUGCAACUUCUUUAAUGGCACCUACUACAAGCAAUACAAGAUUAUUGUGGAAGUCUGCGAAGCUUUUGGUGAGUAA
Molecule: messenger RNA, 424 nt
Organism: Penaeus vannamei (Pacific white shrimp)
Lineage: Eukaryota; Metazoa; Arthropoda; Malacostraca; Decapoda; Penaeidae
Product: probable RNA-binding protein 19
Cellular component (GO): cytoplasm; nucleus
Molecular function (GO): mRNA binding
Source: RefSeq, a predicted model, not a curated record